This is a messenger RNA of Durusdinium trenchii, 1681 nucleotides long. Lineage: Eukaryota; Dinophyceae; Suessiales; Symbiodiniaceae. The record is from the annotation of a GenBank genome assembly.
CGAUGUACAUCCCCUCCCGCACAUCGUUGCCCGUCUUGCUCGGCGAAGAAUCGCCACACAGCACUGCCAUGGCGAGUGGUGAGAAGUUGGAAGGGAAGCAACUGAAGGGCGGUUCGAUCUCGAUCCGGCCCAUCCCGGACGAAUGCUGGACACGUGUCUUGGGGAAUUUGGAAGCCACGGAGCUCUCGACGUGUAGCGUGAGCUGCUUGCGCUUCAGUCGACUCUCCGAUCAUCCAGAGUUGUGGCAAGCCUUGUUGCGCAGCGACUUUUGCGCCUCUCUGACACAUCGUGCGAUGCUACUCGCUUGGAUGGCAAUGCAUCAUCAUUUCCAUCCACGACAGCUCUACAUCUUCAAACGUCGCGAGCAUCUCUUGGAUCUGGAGAUUGCACGUGCGGAUCUCUGCCAGCGGUACGAACAGGCGAGGGAACAGGACCGGAAACAACGACGGCUUAGAGCCUUGAACUACUUCUUGGUGAGAGUCAUCCAUUGCCUCUUGUGCAUCUCUGUGCUAGCAAGCAGCAUUUUGCUGUGGCUCAAGUUGAAGGAUGCUGUGACAAUGUCGUAUUAUUUGAUCUUCUCUCCUGUUUUGGGCUUUGAAUCCGUUUUUUUCAUUGCGGCUUCCAUGACCUUCCUGAUCUACUUCCAACGCAGUAGCACUGGAUGGACCUUCUAUUGGAAUCGGCUGCAAGGAACCGUACGAUGGUUCAUUCUCUUCACUUCGCCUUGCGAGGGCUUCUUGGUGCUCUUCUUCGCUGGCGCGGCGCUUCCUCUCUUGGCGGCCACGCUGGAGGAGGAUUUGCCAGUGCCGUGGCCCUCCCUCCGCGUGCUGCCACCGUUCCUAGCUGUCUGGCUGGGUACGGGCUGCUUCGCCUUUAGUGUCUUGCGGCGGCGGCAAUGCUCCUCCAGUUGUAUCGGUUCUUGCUUGUUUUUGUGGUGUCCUUUGGCGGCCUUCAGUACCCUUCUCUUCAGUCGAUUGACUGUUUGGCCCUGGCUCUCGCCCAUGGUGAUGAUGUUGCCACUGCUGUUGGUCACUUGCAUGCUGAUCUUGUUCUCCAGCUUCCUCACCAUCGCCUCCUUUUGGCCCAACCCUCCGACCUGUCGAGUCCAGACUCGUCGUGGACCCGUGGCCUGCGUCGUGCUUGGUCGCAGUGGGGGGGAAUUCCACACCCCUGAACAGAGGUUGGGUUGGCGUGGCAGUCGGGAUUGGAUGGAGUAUGCCACCACGACCUUGCUGGCGAUCCUCGCUUUCCUCUUGCCGAUGCUGACCGUCGAGAUCACGCUGGUGUGCUACUUGAAAGGUGCCUGUGCCAUCCAUUGGGUCUUUGCCCCCUGGACUCUGUGGCUCACAGGACUCAGCUUCUUCGCCUUGUACCAGAGCUGUUUGCCUUUGAAGCCGAAUGGCCUCGGCGCUCCUCAUCUGGACCGCCUGCCGAACCGCUACCGGCGCCAUGAUCUUCAUUCCGACACGGAGCUUUUGUUGCCACAGCCCUGACGAGCCACCGCUCGGAUGCGCUUCGCCCGGUGGCAGACCCCAGACCCUGUGAUAGUGUGUUCAACGUCUGCACAAGGCAGCCAAAUGCAGCCUUAGAGCCUUUAAGACAUUGUAAACGUUCUGAAAAGAACCUUCAACGUACAGAUCGAACAUGUGGCAUGGUGGUGUUGUAGAAGUCAGGAAGCCAG